Molecule: messenger RNA, 1437 nt
Organism: Terrapene triunguis (Three-toed box turtle)
Lineage: Eukaryota; Metazoa; Chordata; Testudines; Emydidae
Product: zinc finger protein RFP-like
Exons: 7
Coding region: 1-1437 (478 amino acids)
Molecular function (GO): zinc ion binding; protein binding
Source: RefSeq, a predicted model, not a curated record
AUGGCUGCAGAGAACCCUGUGGAAAGUCUCCAGGAUGAAGCUACUUGUCCCAUCUGUCUGGAAUAUUUUACAGAACCUGUCACUCUGGGGUGUGGGCACAAUUUCUGUCGAGCCUGCAUCACCCAAUGCUGGGAGGGAUCUGAUAUAGCCGUCUACUGCCCUCAGUGUAGAGAAACUGUGCAACAGAGAAACCUCAGGCUGAACAGGCAGCUGGCAAACAUGGUAGAAAUAGCCAAACGGCUGAGUUUACAGGCAAAAAAGGGAUCAGGAGUGGAGAAGGUGUGUGAGAAACACCAGGAGCCUCUCAAGCUCUUCUGUGAAGAGGAUCAAACCCCCAUCUGUUUGGUGUGUGACAGAUCCCGGGCUCACAGAGCUCACGCUGUGGUUCCCAUAGAGGAUGUUCCCCAGGAGUACAAGGAAAAGAUCCAGGCCCAUUUGAAGACUCUGAGGGAAGAGAGAGAAAAGCUGUUGGGAUUGAAAGUAAAUGGAGAAGAGAGAAGCCAGGAGUAUCUAAAACAGACACAAACCGAGAGGCAAAAGAUUUUGCUUGAAUUUCAGCAACUGCGGCAGUUCCUGGAGGAACAAGAGAGACUCCUGCUGGCCCAGCUGGAGAAGCUGGACAAGGAGAUUGUGAAGACACAGAAUGACAAUGUCACCAAACUCUCGGAGGAGAUUUCCCGUCUCAGUGAGCUGAUCAGUGAGAUGGAGGGGAAGUGUCAGAAGCCAGCGAGUGAAUUCCUGCAGGAUGUCAGACUCACCUUGAGCAGAUGUGAGAAGGGGAAGUUCCAGCAGCCAGUGGCGAUUUCUCCUGAACUGGAAAAGAGACUCAGUGAUUUCUCCCAGAAAACUGUUGCUCUAAUGGAGACUCUGAGGAAAUUCAAAGACACUCCAUCAGCACUGGAGAGAAAAAGAGGAGAAUCCCAUGGAUCAAUCAGACAUGCAAAUGUGACUCUGGAUCCAAACAUGGCUCAUCCCCAGUGCAUCUUGUCUAAGAAUCAGAAAAGUGUGAGAUGGGAAGACACACAGCAGGAUCUGCCCAACAAACCUGAGAGAUUUUACAUUGAUCCCUGUGUGCAGGGCUGGGAGGGAUUCACCUCUGAGAGACAUUGCUGGGAGGUGGAGGUGGGGAGUGGAGGAUACUGGGUGGCCAGAGAGUCUGUGAGGAGGAAGGGACGGAUCAGCUUUAGCCCUGAGGAGGGAAUCUGGACUGUGGAGCCAUGGGAGGAUCAGUGCCAUGCUCUCACCUCCCCUGUGACCCACCUGCCCCUAAGCCAUGUCCCCAGGAGGAUCCAGGUUUGUCUGGACAGUGAACUGGGGCAGGUGACAUUUUUUGAUGCUGGUAACAAGGCCCCAAUCUUCACUUUUCCACCUGCCUCUGUCACUGGGGGUAGAAUCCGCCCCUGGCUCCAGGUGUUAGGGAUCAGACUUUGUCCCUAA